This is a messenger RNA of Diaporthe citri, 1767 nucleotides long. RefSeq lists its product as uncharacterized. The transcript has a single exon. Gene Ontology annotation, molecular function: transmembrane transporter activity. The record is from RefSeq and is a predicted model, not a curated record. Bases 1 to 1767 code for a protein of 588 amino acids. Gene Ontology annotation, biological process: transmembrane transport. Lineage: Eukaryota; Fungi; Ascomycota; Sordariomycetes; Diaporthales; Diaporthaceae.
AUGGCAGUUGCCCCCGAACUCACUCAUGAUCAGUCCAAUGGCGGGCUCGAAAUCAUACGUCCUUCUCUUACCCAAGAUGAGCUAGAGGACAUCCCCGGCACGCGCCGCCUCUUCGACAGUGAGGGCCACACCCUCCUGUCGCUGGGCGGCGAUGCCUCCUCGCUCAAUAAACACGGCGACAUUGUCCUGGUCCCGCAGCCCACCGACUCGCCUAACGAUCCUCUGCAAUGGAGUAUGGCGCGCAAGAUCUGGCACACAGCACUCGUGUGCUUCAUCACCGCUCUGACGGCCGCCACGUCCAAUGAUGCAGGCUCCGCCUCUGAAGGCUUCAACGAGGAGCUGGGCAUCGACUAUUCGUACUUCAAUACGGGCGCCGGCGUACUCUUCAUAGGAAUCGGCUACUGGGCGCUGCUAUCCUCUCCCGCCGUACAUCUCUACGGCCGGAGGCUGCUGUACCUCGUCUCCAUGAUCCUUGGACUCAUCGGUAGCGUUUGGUUCGGCGCCGCCAAGAGUGCUGACGACACCAUCUGGAGCCAGCUGUUUGUGGGCGCAUCUGAGGCCGUCGCCGAGGCCGUCGUGCAGCUGAGCCUUAUGGACUUGUGGUUCGAGCACCAGGCCGGCGCGGCUAUUGGCGUGUAUGUCCUGGCCACCAGCGUGGGAACCUACAUGGGUUCUCUGAUCGCGAGCUAUAUCUCCGAGACCCUCGGCUUUCGUUGGGUGGGGUACAUGGGUGCUGCCUUCUCGGGCGGCACGUUCCUGCUGCUGUUCUUCGGCCUGGAGGAGACGGGCUUCGACCGCGCGGGUUACACGACGAUGCACGGCCUCAACAUCACGGAGCGAGUCGGUCGCGCCACGGAUGAGGUAGCUGGCGCCGUUGAAAAGAAGUCCGAUGCCGCGGCGGGCGGGGUCUCGGGAACGGCAACGCCACUCGCGGGCGGCGGCGACCUCGAGAGGUCGGGCUCACGGUUCGCCGAGCCCGAGGCCCAGAAGCCGUACUGGCAGCGGAUCCGGGUCAUCACGCCGGCGCGCAACCUCCGCGGCACGGGGUUCAAGCAGUACUUCAAGCGGCUGUUCCACACGCUCAAGGUGUUCACGUUUCCGGCGGUGUGGUACGCGGGCCUGCAGUGGGGCGCGCAGAGCGCGUGGCUCACCUUCUACCUGACGGUCGAGCAGGACACGUGGUACGAGGCGCCGUGGUACUACACCGACGGCGAGGUGGGCAACAUGAACAUCCCGACCGUGAUAGGCGCGGUGAUCGGGUGCUUCAUCGCCGGCUGGGGCAGCGACUGGUUCACGCUGUGGCUGACGCGGCGGCGCGGCGGGAUCAUGGAGGCCGAGUGUCGCCUUUGGCUUAUGAUUCUGCCGACUGUCGUCUUCCCCACAGGCAUGUUUCUCUUCGGUAUCGGCUCGGGGCGCGGCUGGGACUGGCCCGUCCCCUACGUCGGGCUAGGGUUCAUCGGGUUUGGGUAUGGCUGCGCGGGUGACCUGUCUAUGGCGUACCUUGUGGACGCGUACCCGGAGAUGGUUUUGGAAGGUAUGGUGGGUGUCGCUGUCAUCAACAAUACCAUCGGGUGUAUCUUCAGCUUCGUCACCAGCCCAUGGAUGGACGCCAGCGGUGUUGAGAACACGUUUAUUGCCGCGGGGGUGCUGGCUUUUGCGGCGCUGGCGACCAGCCUGCCCAUGGCGCUGUUCGGCAAGGCGGCGCGGAGGCGCACGCGCGAACGGUAUAACUUGUUUGUGGCUGGGCGUGAUGGGCUGGGGAGCUGA